Hipposideros armiger (great roundleaf bat) is the source of this 476-nucleotide messenger RNA. It is a transcript of the gene CUNH11orf71, whose product is annotated as chromosome unknown C11orf71 homolog. Lineage: Eukaryota; Metazoa; Chordata; Mammalia; Chiroptera; Hipposideridae. The record is from RefSeq and is a predicted model, not a curated record. The transcript has a single exon. Bases 24 to 377 code for a protein of 117 amino acids.
GAGACAGCGGGUAGUGUUUGAAGAUGGCCCUCAACUACGUGUCCAUGUCUGCCGGCGAUCAAGGAAGCAGGGUGGCCUGCCGCUCUUACCACGGCGACCUCAGCUGGUCGGCCUCCGCGUUAGCAGUGUUCUCCGGAGACAGCUUGCUCGCUACCGGCCCCGAAGCGAUUCACCCAGAACUUACUCCUAGGCAGGCGGUGCGGCCCAGCGUUCGGACCGAGAGCCGUCGGGCGAAGGGCGGCAGCUGGUGUCCUACGCGCUUUAUAAAGGGAAGGCACCCUGAUGGGCGGGUCCGAAGCUGUCAGGCGAGAUUCUCACCUUACCCGACCCCUGGGCUUAAACUCGAGCUCCUAAGGAGCGGCUGCUGCAGCAUGUGAUUGCGCCUGGAGGUGUGAUCGCAGCCCUUCUUGCGUCUUCAAAUGAGCGUCUCCCUCCGCCCCUUAAUUAGCUCGUUAACAAGGCCUCUCUCAAGUCCU